Molecule: messenger RNA, 3815 nt
Organism: Cygnus atratus (black swan)
Lineage: Eukaryota; Metazoa; Chordata; Aves; Anseriformes; Anatidae
Gene: OLFM1
Product: olfactomedin 1
Exons: 6
Coding region: 254-1711 (485 amino acids)
Biological process (GO): signal transduction
Source: RefSeq, a predicted model, not a curated record
GCCCGGUGGCGGCGGGCGCAGGGAGGCAGCCCCGCUCCGGGACCGGCUCCUGCACCGGCACCGGCUCCUGCACCGCUUCCAGCACCCUCAGCAUCCUCGGUAGCCCCGGGCAGGGCCGUGGCGAGCUUCUGGACGAUGGGAAGGCGGCGAGAGGCGGUGGCGGUGGCCGGGCGGCUGGCGCAGCCCGUCCCCAGCGGCAUGGAGCCCGGCGCCGGUGCAGAAUGAAGGGUGCGCGGCGCCCCCCCCCGCAGACAUGUCUGUGCCUUUACUCAAGAUUGGAGUGGUCCUCAGCACCAUGGCCAUGAUCACCAACUGGAUGUCGCAGACGCUGCCCUCCCUCGUGGGGCUCAACACCACCAAACUCACGGCGGCCUCGGGCGGCACCUUGGAUCGCAGCACGGGAGUGUUGCCUACCAACCCAGAGGAAAGCUGGCAGGUCUACAGCUCUGCCCAGGAUAGCGAGGGACGUUGUAUAUGCACAGUGGUGGCACCUCAACAGACGAUGUGCUCGCGUGAUGCCAGGACAAAGCAGCUGAGACAACUAUUAGAAAAGGUGCAAAACAUGUCCCAGUCGAUAGAGGUGUUGGACAGGCGGACUCAGAGAGACCUACAGUACGUGGAGAAGAUGGAAAACCAGAUGAGGGGACUGGAAUCCAAAUUCAAGCAAGUGGAAGAAAGCCACAAGCAGCACCUGGCAAGGCAGUUUAAGGCAAUAAAAGCGAAAAUGGAGGAACUUAGGCCUUUGAUACCAGUGUUGGAAGAGUACAAAGCCGAUGCAAAAUUGGUAUUGCAGUUUAAAGAGGAGGUCCAGAAUCUGACGUCAGUUCUAAACGAACUCCAGGAAGAGAUUGGCGCCUAUGACUACGAAGAGCUUCAGAACAGAGUGUCAAAUCUUGAAGAAAGGCUUCGUGCAUGCAUGCAAAAAUUAGCUUGUGGCAAGCUGACAGGAAUCAGUGACCCCAUCACAAUUAAAACCUCGGGCUCCCGGUUCGGAUCGUGGAUGACGGACCCACUCGCCCCAGAGGGAGAGAACAAGGUCUGGUACAUGGACAGCUACCACAACAACCGCUUCGUCCGCGAAUACAAAUCCAUGGCAGAUUUCAUGAAUACCGACAACUUUACCUCUCACCGUCUCCCUCACCCAUGGUCAGGCACCGGUCAAGUGGUCUACAACGGCUCUAUCUAUUUCAAUAAAUACCAAAGCCACAUAAUUAUCAGGUUUGACUUGAAAACAGAGACCAUUCUCAAGACUCGCAGCCUGGAUUAUGCCGGCUACAACAACAUGUACCACUACGCCUGGGGUGGCCACUCGGACAUUGACCUCAUGGUGGACGAGAACGGGCUGUGGGCCGUCUACGCCACCAACCAGAACGCGGGCAACAUCGUCAUCAGCAAGCUGGACCCCAACACCCUGCAGAGCCUCCAGACCUGGAACACCAGCUACCCGAAACGCAGUGCCGGGGAGGCCUUCAUCAUCUGCGGCACGCUCUACGUCACCAACGGCUACUCGGGAGGAACCAAGGUGCACUACGCCUACCAGACCAACGCCUCCACCUACGAGUACAUCGACAUCCCGUUCCAAAACAAGUACUCGCACAUUUCCAUGUUGGACUACAACCCCAAGGAUCGGGCCCUCUAUGCCUGGAACAACGGGCACCAAAUACUUUACAAUGUCACCCUCUUCCACGUCAUCAGGUCUGAUGAGUUGUAGUCCAUCCUUGUUUAGAAACUGAUUUAGAAAAAAAAAAAUAAAAAGGAAAAAAGGGAGAAACAAAUUAAAAAGAAAUACUAAUAUCGAGGAAACACACUUUAAAUAAGUAAAUAAAUAAACAGCUGCCAAAAUUAAGACCAACGUCAUGGAGGAUUAUGCAGCAUAAACCUGACAUAUCAGCAUUACCUCUACAUUUCUAGAAGUCUGGCCCUGUGUUAUAGACUCACGACUAACCAUGUACUUGCAGCUGGAACUGCACCUGAAGAACCACUUAAGUUUGGGGUUUUGUUUUGUUUCUGUUCCGAUAGCAAAUCUAUAGUACAUACUAAAGCAGUAAGGCAAUGACUGUUGGAAGUUUAUCCUUGGGAGACUUGCUCUCUUCUGUGUGUGGGUUGCAUGGACAUUUUCCGACAUCACGGUCAGCUGUGAUGGAUGUGUGAUUUGUAUUUCUAAGCAGAAAAGCUGACCCGUGAGGAGCUCUCGCUGUCUGAACAAGACCUAUCACAGGUUAGUUUUAUUCGCCUUCCAUUGCAGCUACUGUCUCUCAACUGUGUUCUUGUCACUUAGAUUAACUGUGCUGAGACCCGAAGUAGCUCAUGGAUCUGUGUCUUAGUAACUAUUAAACACGAUGGUUUAAGUAUGUAUUAUGAACAAGUUGUUGUACCCAUAUUGUUUGAACUUAUGUAUUCAGCAAAUAUAUUGUAUAAUGUAUGUCUGUUAUUUACCAGAGGUGGCAAAACUUUGUAUGUCCAGUUUAUGCAAUGAAUGUUGUAAAUGCAAUGAUGUAGUUUGGAUUAAUAAAUGAUGGUUUUGUUUCUAAAAAGAAAAAAAGAUCAGUGUUCACCCUUAUACACAGAUAACCAAUUUCAUGUUGAUAAUUACAAGAAUAUUCUCUUACUGUUAUAAUAUCUACAUAGCAUUAUGGUGGUUGGAAAUUGCUUCCGUGGAAAUUCUGUGGCAUCAGAUUUCCAUGGAAAGCUCUGUUUAUGGAAGUGUGAAGGUAAUUAAUUUUUUUUAAGAGGAAAACUUUGUACUAUCCACAGUUAUCUAAGGAACAAUAAAAAUAUUAGGAGACUUCCCUGCUUUGGUCAUUGCGUGUUCUGUGUACGAGUGGCCAGGUGCAUGGGGGCAGGAUACAGGAAGUAUUGUGGGGUUUGGGGUGAUGGUUGAGCAACCGUCCUGACUUUCUUUAUGUCUGGAGUCAAGUACUACCCGAUGCCCAGCUGUGGCUGGGAAGCAGAGGCUGGAGGCUUUGGCUCUCUCCUCGAGCUGCUUGGUGCAACUGGGUCAUUUUCCUUCUAAGGCACUUAGAGCGCUUCUCAUCAUGAUCUUGCUAGUCUUACACCAGUAAAAGUCUUCCAUCUCAUGCAGCCAGCACCGUAAUGCUUAUUAUAACAAGCAACAGUUGCUGCUGGGGCCUGAGCACUCCACACAAUCAUUCAUCCUGUUUUUGCCAAGGCGGAGACCUCACGGCGUUGCAGACUGCUGCAAUAUGGCAGCACGCACCUCGAGAUGAUCCAGGGCGUUUUUCCAGCUGAACGCUCCUAAAGCUUUUAAUAUUUGGAGCUGAGGAUGCCGGAUGCUAACGUGCUCAUCUCAAGCACCUUUAAUAAAUCCCACGUGUCCCUGCUAUCCCCUCACACGUUUCUACCUUGUGCUCUCCCCACGGGCAGGGCUCUUUCUACCAGGAACCCUGCACCAAGUCGGGUCACUGCUGCCAUUGCCCUGGGUCCCUGCAGGUGCCUGCAGGCAGAACAAUGAUUAGAAUGCUCCCACACUGCAUGGGGAAAGGGGAAGGCCUCAUCCUGCCUUCGCUGCCCAGCCAAGGAGCCCCUGUGCUACAGCUCACGUGCAGCUGGUGUUCUUGGGAGCCCUGCAAACGGUGCAAAGGUGCCAUUAGACCAUUGCCUCUUUUUCUGAGCAGCCUAUUUUCAGCUAAGUGGUAUGUGAACAGCUAUGCUUGCUGCUGAGGUUCAGCCUUCAAACUCAGCGGACUGGAGUGUUCGGGCCCGUGGAAGGAGAGAGGCUCACCGAUGUCAGGAAAUGGAAUAUAAGCAAUAGGUGAUUGCUGCUAAUUGCGUGUGUGGAUUUCAACCUCUCGGCC